AUGAGUAUUAUGGCACGUUCUCCAGACAAGAUAAAGAGCAUCGAUGGCUCAAAAGAAACUCUUAAAAUUAGUGUGAGGAUCAGUGAUCUAUGGUUUAUUACUUAUUACUCAUUGUUCAGUUCAUUGUGUUGUAACCUUAAUGCAAUCCAGGGUGAUGAGAUCCACGCUUACAGAGUGUGUGAUCAUCAAUUUAAAUUGGUGUUUAUUGGGGUUACUGUUGUGAGGGAGUGUGUUCUAGGGGACAUCCCUUUUAGAAAAUACAGGUUUACUGGAUUUGCAGAUGUUGUGGCUGGCCAGUUUGAACGUGGACUAUUGGUUGAUAUUAUUGGUGUGGUGGAGGAGGUUGUCUUUCAGCAAGUUUCAGGAAAAGGUAGAAGGGUAGUCUUCAAACUAAAGAACUUGAGCCAGCAAUUGCUAUCUUGCACUUUGUGGGAUGAUUAUUGCUUGCAGUUUUUGAAGUUCUUAGAUGAUUAUGAAGGUGAUGGCCCAAUUACAGUUCUAUUGAGCCAUUGUAGGAUCAAGGAAGCGCAGGGAUCUUAUCCCGCAUCGAUCAACAAUUCUUUCAAGGCUUCAAAGCUUGCAGAGUUGGGCAUUGAGGCCCGGUCAGGUUUUAAAUCCCAUGGUGAAGGGAGUACACAACUUUCAGGUUCUAUCCAAUUAUCAUCAAAAGAAUCAUUCUUUGGCAAGGCUGAGGCAAAGACUAUUGCUGACAUUAACACCAUCUCUGAAAUAAUGAUCUUAUAUAGAUUUUAA
Messenger RNA from Glycine soja, 753 nucleotides. RefSeq lists its product as uncharacterized. The transcript has 8 exons. Bases 1 to 753 code for a protein of 250 amino acids. The record is from RefSeq and is a predicted model, not a curated record. Lineage: Eukaryota; Viridiplantae; Streptophyta; Magnoliopsida; Fabales; Fabaceae.